This is a messenger RNA of Tetrahymena thermophila SB210, 342 nucleotides long. RefSeq lists its product as hypothetical. The transcript is spliced from 3 exons. The record is from RefSeq and is a predicted model, not a curated record. Lineage: Eukaryota; Ciliophora; Oligohymenophorea; Hymenostomatida; Tetrahymenidae.
AUGAAGGAUUUUAAUCCAUUAAAAGAUUUAAAAAGAGUCUUAGUCAGCUAAGUGUAAUUGGUAAUAGCUUUGGGUCAUUGCAAAAUAAGCUUAGAUGAGCUUGAUAUUGAUCCGUCUGUGUGGAUUAAAAGAAGCUUAUUUAAUGAAUAUAAUGUAAUUGUUAAUUCAAAUUAGAAAGAGUUUAUUAAAGUACUAAAAAAAAUGAUUAGCAACAAUUUAGACAAAUUCAAAAUUGAAUUAAUAUGGCAAAAUUAGCUACUUUGCAGAUUAUCUAAUGUUUUCAUAUAUUAACGACUUGAUUUUAGUGCUAUUUCAUUAAAGGCAAUUAGCCUAGUUGGUUGA